Messenger RNA from Fusarium coffeatum, 3807 nucleotides. RefSeq lists its product as uncharacterized. Gene Ontology annotation, molecular function: molybdenum cofactor sulfurtransferase activity. NCBI's taxonomy places the organism in Eukaryota, Fungi, Ascomycota, Sordariomycetes, Hypocreales, Nectriaceae. The record is from RefSeq and is a predicted model, not a curated record. The transcript is spliced from 7 exons. The coding region runs from base 1 to 3807 and encodes 1268 amino acids. Gene Ontology annotation, biological process: molybdopterin cofactor metabolic process.
AUGGAGUAUAACGCAUCAGUCGAAGAAUUCCGAGAUGAUGAGUAUCCGAAUAUGACCCAAGGGGCUUAUCUCGAUCACGGAGGGACAACCAUAUAUGCCAGAUCUCUUAUAGCUGGUUUCUCUCAGGCAAUGAUAGGUAACCUCUGGGGUAAUCCGCACUCCGAAAACCUCCCUGCAAAGCUGUCGGGUGAGAUGGUGGACAGCAUCCGUGCAAAGACACUCGACUUUCUCGGCGCAGAUCCAGAGCAUUUUGAUCUUGUAUUCGUGGCUAACGCCACUGCGGGUAUUAAGCUUGUUGCUGACGCUUUUCGUGACUUGGGUGACAAAACACCAAGUAAAAGCUUCUGGUACGGAUGUCAUAGUGAAGCACAUACCAGCCUUAUUGGUAUACGGGCACUGGCACCAGGAGACUAUCACUGUUUCAAAGAUGAUGAAAGUGUCGAGGAAUGGAUCUCUCGACCAUUCAACUGUCCAAAUCAGACCCGAAAAGGAUACCCAUCAAGUCUGGGCUUAUUCGCAUAUCCAGGUCAAUCGAAUCUUAGUGGACGCCGCUUACCAAAGACGUGGCCAAGAAAGAUUCGCAAACACCCCCAACUCCGAAAUACAUAUACCCUUUUCGACGCAGCAGCUUUGGCCAUGACAAGCUCUUUGAGCUCCCUGUUCGAAGACCCCUUAGACGCACCGGAUUUCACUUGCCUCUCACUUUACAAGAUCUUCGGGUUUCCUGAUUUGGGAGCUCUGGUUGUCAGACGAGCCUCUGGGCAUAUACUAUGCCUGAGAAGAUAUUUUGGCGGAGGAACAGUCGCACAGUUAUCGCCGUUGGAAGAUACACGGGUUAUGAAGAAAGUGCCCGGUCUUGGCAAUAAAUACAUGUCAUGGAAUAUUCACGACGGACUUGAAGACGGCACACUGCCUUUUCACAGUAUUUUGGCGCUUGGAAUUGCCAUCGAUACGCAUCUUAGGCUAUAUGGAUCUAUGGAUGUCAUAUCUCGCCAUUGCAGCUACCUCGCUCGCUCUCUAUACGAACAGUUAGCAGAUCUCAAGCAUAGGGAUGGAUCCGCAGUGGUCGAAUUGUACGCCGACGAACCUGUCAUGUAUGGCGACCCUUCAGCACAAGGGCCAACUUUUGCUUUCAAUAUCACGAGGGAGGAUGGAUCUUACGUACCUUGGACGGAGGUAGAAAGACUCGCCAAUAAUGCCGGGGUAUAUAUCCGAGCAGGAGGCGUUUGUUGUCCUGGGGGAGUAUCUCGAGCUUUGAAGUACGAAGAAUGGGAGUGGGAUCGCAUCUUCUCAAGUGGCCACGCCUGUGGUUCAAGUGAACAGGCGGUUAUACACAAUAAACCGACUGGUAUUGUCCGCGCGAGUCUAGGUGCCAUGACUACCAAGCGAGAUAUAGAGGCUUUUGUCUCAUUCCUUCAAAGCGAGUUCAUCUUUAAAAAAGCUGCCAUUCCAUUAUUAUUGGGAACGUCAAAUGAAUUGCCAAUAAGAGAGACUAUUCAUGCUAUUGUUUUGAUCGCAACAAUGGCAAAGAAAAAGAGCAAGCAAGCUGCUGCUGCUGAGGGGCAGGAUACGACUCCCGAUCAAGUUUCGCAGACCCAGACACAGCCUUCCAGCACCACGACCACAAAUUCAAGCGCAAAUGGAGUUCAGAAGAAGAAAUCAAAGGCCUCUAAGGAAACGUCCUCAGCUUCUUCUUCGCAGACACUCAACAUUUGCCGGAACAAGCAUUGGCGAUACAUUUCUUCCUACCAUGGACCCUGGCUGCAGAUGCCUAUCGAGAUCCUCGAAACAAUCGCAAACAUCAACUACAACACCCCACGACCUCGUCCAAUCGACCCAGCCGUCCUGUUCGAUCUGCUCAAGAUCCGCCGUCUUGUUGACGAAGCCACAAAUCUCGCUGUGAGAGCUGCUAGUGACAUUGCCUCACCAGUGUUGACCAACGUACAUGGUGGUUUGCCCGGGUCAGGGUCCAUGUCUGCGCUGGGCAUGACAGGUCCAGGGCAUGGGAUGAAAUUGAGUCAUAAGCGCAAGUCGCAGAUGAGAGAGCAGGCAAGUCAGAAGCUUAGUCGCGCAUACCAUCUAGACGAAAUCGCUUGCAGUGUUGCGACAAUGCAGGGCGCAUCAACGAUAGAGGAAAUUGGUGCCGUGGUAUUGCAGCGCAACCCACAAGAUCCCGAUGCUAAAUAUGUACAUUUUUUCCAUGAGAAGAUACCCUCACGCCAGUUGGCCGAGUCCACCAGCCUACAGCCCUUGACCGAGAUCAUAGCUGAGAGACCCAACGAAAGUGAGGCCCUGCGCACUCGCGCCAUCGUCAGGACCUUCAAGGAAGACUAUGAAGGUGCUGCACAAGACCUGACAACCGCCCUCGCCGUAUGUCGAAUACAUCAACAACCGCACCGACCAAGUGAGGAGGUCAAGUCACAGCAGUUGCAGACAGGAAAACGAUGGCGCCAAGAGGUUGCCCCAGCUGAGAAAGAUCAACCGAGUAGCUUAGAAAUCCAGCUGUCCUUCUUGCGUGCCACAACGUACUUGUCUCUAGCAUGUCAACACAUUGAGCACGGCCUCACUCCGAACCAGGAACAGAAUGGUCAUGUGGAUUCAGCCAAGUCGAAUGGCAAAGUGGAUGCAGAAUCCGAUGGUCAGGAAUCACAGAAGCACGACGAAAACUCUCUCCUUAAACAGACCGAGGCGCGGAAGCUUGUCAAGAAAUACGCAAAGUGGGCGCUCCGGGAUUUACUCACCUACCUCUCACAUUUCGAGUAUGCGCCCAACCUGCCAAACUUAAUCGCAAAGGACUUCAAUGACCGUGUGAACCUAUCCGCGCAAGGUGCGCGCAAUCCUCGGCCAUCGGAAGCGACAUACCUCCUCGAACCGCACACCACCUACAACCUCGCCGAGCUCUUCGCUGCUGUUCCCCCAUCAGAUCUGCCUCCUUACCCCAAUGAGGAGGUCAUAAGCCCCAACCGACAAACUCAGUUGCCAGAUCCCCCGACAACAUGCGAGUUGUUGACUUACCACCCCCUGAUAACUGAUGCCCUUCAUUCACUCCUCCUUUGUCAUUGUCUCAUCCAGACUUCAGCGAAGGAGGUACAGCGCCACACCUAUAUGGCGGCACGUUUGAUUCGCCUGGCUGAUGGGUAUCCGAUAUUUCAAGCGAGUCGCUCCCCAGCCCGGUCUGACUGGUUAGAAGUCCUCCGUCGCGCCGACGACAGCUGGCUCCAGCUUAGUGCAUCAUGGGACACUCUCUGUGCGCCCGCACCACUCCCUCACUACGAUACCCUGCCACCUGGCGCAGCGAACAUGCACACCGGCGCCUCUCGCAAGGAGGCCGCUGCCGCCGCCGCAUCUUUGAUCAAUGGGGGCUCCAACGCUGGCAAAUCUGUGCCAAGUGCUGAAGAACAGCGCCGACUUCGUAUGCGCGAACGUGACCAGCGAGUCCGUGUUGCUCUCAGCGACCAGAGAGUCUGCGAUGAGGAUACAUUUCGCGCAGCUAUCGAGGCCCAAGAGAAACGCGCAGAACAAGAAGAUCGUGCAGCAGCUGCCGCCGCCGCUGCCAGCGAGGUCUCGCCUGACGGUGCAUCUAACCCCGACGCACACCCGAAGCGAUGGGUUAUCGACGACAGCAAAGAGUACCCUGUUUGUACUGCGAGGGCUACACUUAUCGCGCAGUGGGUUUGCGAAGCACCCGUUGUCACGGGUACUACAAGGCGCAAGAAGCGGACCAAGAGGCCCGAAGGCAAAUUAGAUACAUUGGCUGCUUCUGCAGAGAAAAUGAGUCUCAAAGAUGAUGCAGCGGCGGGAACGUAA